Messenger RNA from Cladophialophora carrionii CBS 160.54, 816 nucleotides. RefSeq lists its product as uncharacterized. Gene Ontology annotation, biological process: DNA-templated transcription. The record is from RefSeq and is a predicted model, not a curated record. Gene Ontology annotation, molecular function: zinc ion binding; DNA binding. The transcript is spliced from 2 exons. The coding region runs from base 1 to 816 and encodes 271 amino acids. Lineage: Eukaryota; Fungi; Ascomycota; Eurotiomycetes; Chaetothyriales; Herpotrichiellaceae.
AUGUACCAGCCCGAAGAUCCAAGCCUGAUGUAUAGCGCCACUGCCAUGCAGGCGUCCUAUUACCUUGGCUUGCAGCGCUCGGUCGAGACAAGCUCCCGGUCAUUCGCCGUCCUUCCGCCAGAUGACCGGCAAGCCAUGUCGAGAACAUGGCUGGGCUGCUUUGCUAUACACACCGCUCUCUCGAUAUCACACGGAAACCCGCCAAUGGUAAAGAGCCCAACGGAACUCAGCGCACUGGAUGCCAAUCUUGAGAAACACCAGAUUCCGCACAGACUUGCUUUCGAGGUCGAGGUCCAGCGGUGCAUGGCCAAAUACCACGAUUCCCUCGUCGGAGGAGCCGAGAAUAGUGUAUACGAGACGCCUGUCCAGAUGUGUGAACAAGAGUUGAACAGUUUGGUCGAUCGAUACCACAGCUCCAUGGACGCCUACCUUGCUCUACAUCUUGAUACCACACUGCUCCACCUAUAUACGCUGGCCAUACUUAGAACGAAAUCAGGACUAAGAAAGAUAGGACGCUCCAACCCCAGAGGUCACAUUAUCAGAUAUCAGAAGCUCGGCAUGCUAGCUGCUCAUCGUGUCAUCGACAUCUACUGCGACAGUUUACGAUCUCCGGACACGUGUUUGAUCGACGUCUAUCGCGCUCUUCCCAAACAGUUUUUUGUCGGCGUCCUACAUGCGACAUUCUUUCUUCUCAGAUACUUCGUCCUCAAUCCGGCCUGCGAAGGUGAGGUCAAAGCAGAGUCUCGAAACAAAGUGCUCAUGGUUCAUGCUAAGCUCAAAGCGUCCACUAUACAUCAGCUCGCCGAGCCCGGUUGA